CGGUUCAAAAGAACGAGUCGUUUACGCAUCGGUCGUCGCCAGUCUACAUUAUCACACUGUUUGUGGGAAUGCCUUACGCGCGAGAAAACAAACAGCUCACAAGAGGUUACUGACCGCAGAUUUACGCGAUUAUGCUUUGCAAAUACGUCGGUUUAUAUUUUACGCCGCUAUGCGAAUAACUCUCUUUACUUUAGGGAAACGUUAGCAUAUUAGCCGUCCGGUUCUGCGAUUCUCUCGUGUCUAAAUUGUUAUGGGCUAUUUGCUGCUGUUAGCCUAUGCUUUGAAACACGAGUUAUGAUAGAUAAUGUAUUUGUAUCAAUAACGUGGAGGUGAAGUGAAACAACUCGUGAAUUGAGAAGUGCUAGUUAGCCAGCUAGCUGAAUAGACUGAAGUGCUAUGCAUCAACUUGCUCCUGGUCCUCCUCUCAGCUUUGAGAUUGCUAACAUUGUCAGAGACAUUUAGUUAUUAAAUGAGCCUAAAGCCCUGGCACUUGUGUUACAUGGGAAAUCUACAAUGUCGAGGAUUCUUCUGGGCCUGGUAAUGCUUGGAUGCACUGUUGCUGUUGAAGAUGUUCAAGCCUUUGACGACCCGAUCACCAGACUUGUGAACGAAAAAGCGGGCGAGCGGUGCUCGGGUAGAGUGGAGGUGCGUCAUGGGCAUCAGUGGGGCACCGUGUGCCAGCGCGGUUGGGAUCUGGAGGACGCCGCGGUGGUUUGUAGAGAGCUGGACUGUGGCUUCGUGUUGGACAUUCCGGGCGGCGCUCGUUUCGGACGGGCCGGUGGAGAAGUGCUGUGGAGGAAUGUGAAAUGCUCGGGUGACGAGUUUGCCCUGGAUCUGUGCGAACGCUCUCUCAAUGAAGACGUGUGUACACACAGCGAGGAUGCCGGGGUGGAGUGCACAGGAAAACUUCUAGCACCCACCUUGUCCAUUCAGUCUCGCUUCUACACGUAUUCAGCUGCGGAGGCCGUUCACUUUAAAUGCACCGCCCCGUACUGGCAGUCUGUCAUUGACUUCCAUCUGUACAAAAGAGGAGUGGACACUCCGCUAGUGACCCAGAGAGCCGAUCCCAGACAGAUGACUGUGGAUCUGACUCUUUCAGACUUAGAGAUCUCCCAUCAGGGCAGCUACAGCUGUCUCUACAGGAUACACACCAAACUGGGAAACUCUCCGUUGGGAUUUUCUCCACACAGCAACUUCAUUAACAUCACAGUCUUGGAGAUUCACACUCCCCAGAUCUGGUACAAUGCGUCUCCCGAGGCCCGGCCGGGUUGGGUCAUCCGGGGCCACAGUUUUAACGUCACCUGCUCCACGCAGCCUCAGUAUCCGGGAGGAUCCUUUCAGCUGCGGCUCAUCAGGCCCAACGGGACCGUCCGGCACUCUCUGCCAGCCCUCACUCCCUCCGUCACCUUUACCUUCUCCAAUGCCCAGUCCAAUAAUGAGGGCUACUACUGCUGUCUCUACAAGGUCCAGACUGGAGAGCGCACAUUUAUUUCGAGGGAGAGUCAGCCUUUACCCAUCUCUAUUCGAGAAGUAGAUCCGGUGAUGAGCCCGGUGUUCAUCAGUUUACUGGUGUCCAGUUUGACGUUUGUGGUGGCCGCGUGCGCCAUUCUGAUUGUUGCCAAAGUGUACUGCAAGAGAGUGAGCAAACCCACAGAGCUGGAGCGAGAGAGCAGGACCUGUGUUGACAACACAUACAUUGCUUUGACAAUCAAAUAGCAGGAGUUCGAAAAGAAGCAACUAGAAACUGGUCAUUUUGUUGGCGUUUCAGUGGUCUGUCCAAACCAAAAGGAGGGUCCGAGUUUGAAGAACAAGCGCAAACCACCGUUUCUUACUAUCUGCCAUUCUCUGUCAGUCACAGAGGAACGUCUCCAUUGUCAUUGGUUGGAGGUUUUUCUUUCAACGUUACUGGAGAUGGGAUUUUCUUCUCUUUUUUUUUUUUUGGAUUUCAAGUAAAUGCUGACAUCACUAGACUUGAAGAUGGGUGACAUUACAACACAAGCUGUUGCACUAACAAGGUUAAAAAGGGCUUUUUAGUUUUUAGAGGUACCAUGUCUGACCCCAUGUCUUCCCAUAUUGUUGCAGGUAAAGACUGUAAAACUGUGAAAUGUCGUUUUUUUGUUUGUUUUUUUUUUGUUUCUUUGUAUUCUCCAAGGGGCUUUAUAAUUUAAAGAUAUAUAUAUAUUUAUUGUUUUUUCUACUACAUUUCUUAUGUUUGUUUAAUCACAGGUGGGACAGACAGCCUAAGAACAACCUCUACUGCAUUAGGUCGCUACAGGGAUAUCAAAGUAUUAUCAACUGUGUUUUUACCCGGAUUGUUCUUUUUUUUUCCUUUUAAAAAUGAAAGCGGGCUUGUCUGAACGCGUUAUACACUAGAUCUGACGUAAUGCCGUUUCUUACAUGAACAAAAAACAGCACAUUCAAUAAUUCCUGUAUUUACAAAUAUAAACAAUAAUUAAUAACAGUAAUAAAAGUCGUAGUGUGAAUUAUAGGCAUAGUUGAAAUAUUUUAAGCAACACUACUAUUGUCUAGCGAAGCCGAGAAAGCAGUUACGAACACUACAGUACAGUAUAUACACUCCAUAUUUAAAAAGGAAAAGCAAAAUGUUUCUAAAUGUAACCGAGUCACGUGUAGACCGAAACAUCUGAAACCCAGAUAGGCUUGUUCAGUUCACAUUUAUACGUAUAUGUUUUGUACCCAUUAAAAAAUAAUAGCAUACGAGCAAAACGCUCAAAUAAUAUUAAAAAAAAAGCUGUGCGAAAACACAGCUGUCACUUCCUGUUGCAUCCAUGUCUUGUAAUGUGGAGAAUUAAUGUUUAUUUUGUCGCAGUUUUUGGUACGUGUAAUACAAUUUGUAGACUUUUGCCAUUAAAAACAAAAAUCACAA
Molecule: messenger RNA, 2884 nt
Organism: Puntigrus tetrazona (Sumatra barb)
Lineage: Eukaryota; Metazoa; Chordata; Actinopteri; Cypriniformes; Cyprinidae
Product: deleted in malignant brain tumors 1 protein
Exons: 8
Coding region: 514-1716 (400 amino acids)
Cellular component (GO): membrane
Source: RefSeq, a predicted model, not a curated record